AAGCGAUCGUGUGCGUGUGAUUUUUCAAAACAUUGAGCAAUUUCGGUAAUAUUUCAAAAAUUAAACAAUGGGUCGUCGCAAGGCUAAGAAGAAGCCACCACCAAAGAGGAAGAAUAUCGAGAAGCUAGAUGUUAACUUCAACUGUCCCUUCUGUAACCAUGAACGCUCAUGUGAAGUCAAACUAGAUCGCCAGCGGAACACUGGAACAAUAUCGUGUGGUGUGUGCAUGGAAGACUACCAGACAACCAUUAACUAUUUAUCAGAAGCUAUAGAUGUGUACAGUGACUGGAUAGAUGCGUGCGAGCAAGCCAACCAAUAGCCGAGGGGAUGCCAGGACACUGAGGUCCUGCUCCGCUUGUGUUCAUUCAUGGAUCUUGAUAGAUUGUGAAAGAAGCUUAUGGUUCUAGAAUGUAUAAAGAGGCAUGGAUAGAUUAAAAAAAAAGAAAGAAUUGACAUUGUCAUGAUGUAAGAUAAAAUCUUAUUAUUUCAUUUUUUGUUGCUAUAGUAAUAAGUAUGGCACUCGUCAUCCCUGAUUUUUUUACAGUUUAUAUAACAAAUAAUUACUGACCUGUAAGAGUAUUUCAAAAGAGAUACCGGUAAUAACCCAAAAUAACAUGAUUUGCACUCGUUUUAAUAGCAUUUUUUAAAAAGAAGAUAAAAAUGUAAUUUAAAAAGUUUUAUACAAAUUGCUAGUGUCCCUUUAAAGCUGCACUUUCACAGAUUGACUGUUUUGACAACUGAUUUAUUUUUUGGCGUGGAUGAGCAAAGUUUUGCACAUAUGUCUAGAAACCUAUGCUACAAGACUUGUGACAAAAAGAUCAGAUCGCAGAUUUUCAUAUUUACGUUAAGUGUUACAAAUGCUUAAAAAAAAUAAAAAAAAACGGCAGUUUUCUCUUUUAAUUGACAUCCGUUCUUUUGUGAUUUAUCUUAUAUAACCUAAUUGAUGCCAAAAUGAGCUGAUUCUGGAAAAAUAAAUUCAAAGAGGUCAAUAUUUGAGAGUGCAGCUUUAAUUCAGAAUGUAUUUGCGUCUGACAGUUUAAACAAGAAAGUUGAUACUUGAAUAUGUUUGAGUGAGAGGUUUAUAGAAGUGACACUUCAUCGCUUUGAUAAAUUUGUUUGCAUAUAACAUGUGGGUUUUUUUAACCAUAUUUGAUUUAAAAUAAAGCUUCACUGUGGGUCAUGCAUUUUUUUGCCAUUUUAUUCAUGUUGAAAGAUUCGUCUUCAUUCACAGUUUCUUCCAUGUAAACGAGAAGUGGAAUUAUUUUUAAACAAUAUCAGCAUUUAAAAUGCUUAACUCAUGCAUUUUUCAUCACUUUUUCUCUCUGUAAAAUUUGUACAUGUCUUUCAAUUUGUCUUCAUAUUCCCUUUUUCCAUGUUAACGAUAAGUAAACUUAAUUUUUAUCAACAAGUGCAUUUUAAAUGGUAAAAAAUGAAACUUGAUGAAUCCAAAUCAUGCAUUUUUCAUCGCCAUUUAUUUUUUAUAAAAUUUGUACAUUGUAGACUGAUUUGUCUUCGCUUGCAAUUUUAACCAUGUAAACAAGAUGUGAAGCAUGUUUUGAUGUUGUUAAUCUUUGCAGAAUAUUUUGUAACAUUGCGUCACACUGUCAUUAAGCUGUAAAGUGCAGAACAUUUAAUUAAUCAAGAAUUGUUUCUUUUUGUGGAGAUUAUAACGAGGGGUUAUUUCAAUUAUCUGAUGGCUGAUAUAUGUAAACCAUUUGCAUUUGUAAAGCAUUUGCAUUUGUAAUUUUGAUUUUUUUUUAUAAAAAAAAUAACACAACAGAGUUUGUGCAUACUUAUAAAGACAUUGCAUUGUAAAUAAAACUUCAUUUAAUGGUG
This is a messenger RNA of Mya arenaria, 1836 nucleotides long. RefSeq names its product transcription elongation factor 1 homolog. Gene Ontology annotation, molecular function: RNA polymerase II complex binding. The record is from RefSeq and is a predicted model, not a curated record. Lineage: Eukaryota; Metazoa; Mollusca; Bivalvia; Myida; Myidae. Gene Ontology annotation, biological process: transcription elongation by RNA polymerase II. The transcript has 4 exons. The coding region runs from base 68 to 319 and encodes 83 amino acids. Gene Ontology annotation, cellular component: transcription elongation factor complex.